GCUACAGCUGUGACUUACAAACUCCGCGGUCUGAGAGUAGAUGUCACGGAUCGUGUGGCUGCACAGAGAUAAGCCAGGUUCUUCCAGCACCGGUAAAACAUCAUCGUUGUCCUAGAGAAGCAAGCAUCAUUCCUCUUCCCUUCCUAAACCUCCAACAACCAUGACGGCGAAUGGGACCAGUGAUGUGCUUCAGAUCCAACUUGGACUCAUUAGUUGCGGAAACAAAUAUCUCACAGCAGAAACGUUUGGGUUCAAGAUCAAUGCCUCGGCAACCAGCAUGAAGAAGAAACAGAUCUGGACGCUGGAGCAGGAUGGCGAUGAUUCUAACACUGUAAUGCUGAAAAGUCACCUGGGCAGGUACAUCGCAAGUGACAAAGAUGGUAACGUUACAGGUGAGAGUGAGACGCCCAGCGUGGAUUGCAGGUUCACCAUCAUCGCCCACGACGAUGGCCAGUGGUCCCUGCAGUCUGAGCCUCACAAGCGCUAUCUCGGCGGCACUGAAGACCGGAUCACUUGCUUCGCCCAGACCAUAACCUUGGCCGAGAAAUGGGUCGUGCAUUUCGCCAUGCACCCGCAGCUCAACAUCUUCAGCGUCACGCGAAAAAGAUACGCUCACCUGGUGGCCGAGCAGGGCGAGAUGGUCAUCGAUAAGGACACCCCAUGGGGCGUCGAUUCCAUGAUCACUCUGGUCUUCCAAGAUCAGCGCUAUCAUCUGCAGACCUCCGAUAAUCGAUUCCUCAAGAACGACGGCACGCUGACCUCUGGCACCGACAAGACCACGGGCUACACCUUGGAGUUCAGAUCGGGGAAGGUGGCCUUCAGAGAUUGCUCAGGGAAGUAUCUGGUUCCCAGCGGUCCGAGCGGAACCAUGAAAUCAGGCAAGAACUCCAAAGUCGGGAAAGACGAGCUGUUUGUGUUCGAGCAGAGUCUCCCGCAAGUUGUGCUUACGGCUGGUAACGAGCGAAACGUGUCUAUCAGACAAGGCGUGGACCUCUCUGCUAACCAGGAUGAGGAGGGUGAUCAAGAGACCUUUCAGAUGGAAAUCAGCAAGGACACAAAGAAAUGUGCUUUUCGGACCUGUACUGGAAAAUACUGGACCUUAACAGCCAAUGGGGGUUUACAGUGCACUGCUGACUCAAAGUCUGACAGCUGUUAUUUUGACGUUGAAUGGCAUGGGAAGAAGAUCGUACUAAAAGGCACAAAUGGAAAAUAUGUGUCUGCCAAAAAGAACGGUCAGCUGACUGCCGUUAACGACACUGCAGGUGAGACGGAAGAGUUCCUGUUGAAGCUCAUCAACAGGCCAAUCAUUGUGCUUCGUGGAGACCUCGGCUUCAUCGGCUGCCGGAAGCUGACGGGGACCCUGGAUUGCAACCGCUCCUCGUACGAUGUCUUCCAGCUGGACUUCAACAAAGGAUCCUAUAGUCUCAGAGAUUCUACCGGGAAAUACUGGACAGUUGGGGAUGACACAUCCGUGGUCAGCGGCAGCGACACCCCGGUGGACUUCAUGCUGGAGUUCUGCGACUACAACAAGUUGGCCAUAAAGUCCAUGGAGGGCAAAUACAUAAGAGGAGACUACGCUGGUGCUCUGAAGGCCAACGCGGACGGCACUGACAGCUCCACUAUGUGGGAGUACUAGCUGUACUUCACCAACGAUCAGGCCUUUCUGUAAAUUCAGUUUGCAUGCACUUAAGGUUUCAGGAUGCUGACCUGCAGAAAAACUGGUAGGACUGGCUCUGCCUUAAGCGCUGUUCACAGCUACUGAACGGGGUCAUAUAACACGAUGCUACAAGCCAUGCAUUUUCUGGAAAACUAUAGCGUGACUCUCUUCCCUUUUUGCAAAGCUCAGCAUUUUAUAAUACUUAUUCUUGCACAAGACCAUGGAUUCAUGAAUGCAUAUUUGUUCAGGUUUGUUUACAGUUGCUUUUUUUUUUUUUUUUUUUUUCUUUUCUUUAAAAUUCAACAUUGCUUUGCAUUAAGUCUAUUUCAUGCAAAGCUGUAUGUUAAGGAUGGCUUGCGAUUUCAGCAUCACACCUGAGCCGGUGGUCAAUAUUUGUAAAUGCUAGUUUUACAGUGUUUCCUUUCAGCGAGACUUAGCCAUUCAUAUCUGUAACUAAACUUGAAAUUUCUCAUAUAAAGAGAUUCCAGGACAUCUGUGCUCUAGAUUUGUAUGGCUGUGUUUUGUGUUGACCGUGGUAAAAAUUUAAAUUGUGUUUUGGAAGUGAUUCAUUUCAACGAUGCUGGUGACGACAUAAAGGUUAAAUUCAAACGCAGAGAUCUCUGAAG
Molecule: messenger RNA, 2283 nt
Organism: Brienomyrus brachyistius
Lineage: Eukaryota; Metazoa; Chordata; Actinopteri; Osteoglossiformes; Mormyridae
Product: fascin-like
Exons: 5
Coding region: 161-1636 (491 amino acids)
Biological process (GO): actin filament bundle assembly; cell migration; establishment or maintenance of cell polarity
Cellular component (GO): cytoplasm; lamellipodium; cell projection membrane
Molecular function (GO): actin filament binding; protein-macromolecule adaptor activity
Source: RefSeq, a predicted model, not a curated record